AUGGAACCUUGUGAAACAGUGCCCGAUUUUCGUCAAGAUUACUUAAGCCAUCGUGACAUAAAUGAUUAUUUGGAUUCAUUGCAAGCAAAAUUUCCGAAAUUGGUUCGAGUGAAGACGAUUGGUUACACAUUUGAAAAGCGUGCACUUAAAUCUAUACACAUAUCAGUAUCAUCGUUGCAAGUGAGAAAAAUUAUACUCAUCGAUGGCGGAAUGCAUGGUCGUGAAUGGUGCACAAUUUCAACAGCUCUCUAUUGUGCCAGUCAAUUAACCGAAAAUUUUGACGCUAAUAAAGAUUUGCUAGACAUCUUCGAUUUUGUGAUUGUACCAUGUAUUAAUGCGGAUGGUUACGAGUAUUCACGUCGCUAUAAAAAAAUGUGGCGAAAAUCCCGACGUCCAAUUCAUUUUUCAAGAUUUAUUGGAGUCGAUUGCAAUAGGAACUUUAGUGUGGGAUGGGAUGAGGCAUGUCAAAAAACAUCAAGUUGCACAUUUCGCGGCGAAAGACCAUUUUCAGAACCCGAAACAAGAAUCAUAAAAUAUCUUAUGCAUUCACUAAAGCCGACAUUUUACUUGACACUUCAUUCAUUUAGCAAGUCAAUAAUGUUCCCAUAUGCAUUUACAAAAACAUUGCCUGAAAAUUGGUCAAGUCUUCGUAAUUUGGCUAGAGCCGGUUAUUUGGCAAUUAAAAAGGAGACAGGCACGAAAUUUCGCAUUGGAAGCGUAUCAUCGUUAGUAAAAAAUUCAAAAUCAAGUGGCGGAGGAAGUUUAGACUAUGCACAUAAAACAGCAAAAAUACCAUUUGUCAUCGUUAUGGAGUUAUCGGGAGGUGGAUUUCAACCAUCGAAUACGGCCAUCUAUGGCAUCAUUUGUGAAUGUUGGAUUGGUAUACGUGCCAUGUGCUCAUUUUUAAAAAACAAAACUUAAUGAUA
Molecule: messenger RNA, 926 nt
Organism: Contarinia nasturtii (swede midge)
Lineage: Eukaryota; Metazoa; Arthropoda; Insecta; Diptera; Cecidomyiidae
Product: carboxypeptidase B-like
Exons: 5
Coding region: 1-921 (306 amino acids)
Biological process (GO): proteolysis
Molecular function (GO): metallocarboxypeptidase activity; zinc ion binding
Source: RefSeq, a predicted model, not a curated record